This is a messenger RNA of Bradysia coprophila, 1097 nucleotides long. RefSeq names its product serine/threonine-protein kinase Doa pseudogene. The record is from RefSeq and is a predicted model, not a curated record. Lineage: Eukaryota; Metazoa; Arthropoda; Insecta; Diptera; Sciaridae.
AUGUCAAACCAAACGUGUACCGAAACUGAACCGAUUCCAAGCGUAGACCGACACGGCCAUCUCAUCUGUGAGCCGGGUGCAACCAUAACCGAUAGAUAUCGAAUUGUGAGAAAACUGGGCAAAGGCUCCUUCAGCCGGGUGGUGGAAGUCACGGACACCAAAACGGAGUCAACAGUUGCAUUGAAAGUGAGCAGAAAUAAGUCAAGUUGCAGGAAGGCGGCAAAGAGAGAAAUCAUGUUUUUGGGUUAUAUUGCACGAUGCGAUCCGGACGACACCAGCCUAUGUGCCAAAAUGCGAGAUGCAUUUUUAUGGCACGGACACUACUGCAUUACAUUCGACAUACUUGGAUCCGAUGUCUACCAUUUCCUCGAACUCAACGAAUUCGUACCGUUCCCGAUGGAUCAAGUGCGGCACAUGGCCUACCAGCUGUGCCAUGCAGUGAACUUUUUACAUCAACAAGGGAUCAUACACACCGACCUGAAGACGGACAAUAUUCUGUUUGUGGAUUCGAGCUACACGAAGGAGUAUCAUCCGGAGAAGAAAAUGAAUAUUCGGUCGGUUAACCGAACGGACAUUCGUUUAAUCGAUUUGGGCUGUGCUGAAGAUGACGAAUUACCUCAGUCAUACACCAUCAGUAAUCGGUGUUAUCGUGCACCUGAAGUCGUGCUGAAAAAUAAUUGGAGCCAUCCAGUCGAUGUGUGGUCGAUCGGUUGCAUUCUUUACGAAUUACACACCGGAAACCUGCUAUUCAAUACAGACGAUGACGAUUUGGAACAUUUGGCGAUAAUGGAAAGAAUUCUGGGUGAAUUUCCUGUAGCCGGCGAGCAUAAGUACUUUCCGAAUGGUAAGUUAAACUUCGAUUGGACUCAGCGACCGUUAGAGGUACAUUGUCAUCAACCGCUGCGGACUUCAAUAAAGGCGGAAAUCGAUGACGACUUAAUCGACUUGAUGGAGAAAAUGUUGGCUUACGAACCGGCGAAGAGAAUUACAUUGAAGGAGGCAUUGACGCAUCCAUUCUUUGACAAAUUGCCAGCGUCUCAACGACUAACGGUUUAAUCAAAUUUUUGUAAAACAAUAUUUCUGUCUUGAAUGUAUAA